Molecule: messenger RNA, 318 nt
Organism: Ylistrum balloti
Lineage: Eukaryota; Metazoa; Mollusca; Bivalvia; Pectinida; Pectinidae
Product: probable ubiquitin-conjugating enzyme E2 W-A
Exons: 4
Coding region: 1-318 (105 amino acids)
Source: RefSeq, a predicted model, not a curated record
AUGGCUUCCAUGGAGAAGCGGUUGCAGAAAGAGCUCCUAGCUCUAACAAAGGACCCACCAGCUGGUGUGAAGGUGGAUUCAAAAAGUAUAUGCACAAAUCUUUCUGAAUGGACCGUUGACCUAGAGGGUGCCCCUGAAUCUAUUUAUGAGGGAGAAAAGUUCCAGUUAAUGUUUAAAUUUGGUGCAAGAUAUCCAUUUGAAUCGCCUCAGAAACGACCACCAGAUAAUGCAUUUUAUGUGAAAACAUGCAGCAAAAAUCCAAAGAAAACUAGAUGGUGGUACCAUGGUAAGAUUGAUAAUGAUUUUAAACUAUACUGA